Messenger RNA from Linum trigynum, 1081 nucleotides. The record is from the annotation of a GenBank genome assembly. NCBI's taxonomy places the organism in Eukaryota, Viridiplantae, Streptophyta, Magnoliopsida, Malpighiales, Linaceae.
CUCUUAUCUUCCUCACCGUUCUCUAUUACCCUCAGGAAAGCGAGGAAAAAAAAGGCUCUCUCUUUCCAUUUUACAUCUAAGUUUUCUCUCUUCGAUCGGAGGAAAAACCUUGCUCGCCGAUAGAAUCCAGGGAAAACGCAAAGAUGUCGGCGGCGAUUAGGAAGAUCACUCUGAAGAGCUCCGACGGUGAGACGUUCGAGGUUGAUGAGGCGGUGGCGCUGGAGUCGCAGACCAUCAAGCACAUGAUCGAGGACGACUGCGCUGACAACGGGAUCCCUCUACCCAACGUCACCAGCAAGAUCCUAUCCAAGGUCAUCGAGUACUGCAAGAAGCACGUCGAGGCCGCCGCUUCCAAGACCGAGGAACGCCCUUCCUCCGCUGACGACGAUCUCAAGACCUGGGACGCCGAUUUCGUCAAGGUCGACCAGGCCACUCUCUUCGACCUGAUCCUGGCUGCAAACUAUCUCAACAUCAAGAGUUUGCUGGACCUAACUUGCCAGACGGUGGCUGACAUGAUCAAGGGGAAAACUCCAGAGGAAAUCCGCAAGACCUUCAACAUCAAGAACGACUUCACACCGGAGGAAGAAGAGGAAGUUCGUAGGGAGAACCAAUGGGCCUUCGAGUGAUUCCUUUAACCGCUCUUUCUCCAGAAUGUCUCUCUGUUUUAAAAUUUGUGCUUCCAGCGUUCAGCCUCUCUAUCAUCCUUGUUUCCCCUCCAUGAACACACAAUGAUCCCCUCCAGACGUCUCUCAGAUCUAUGUGAACUUGUGAUAUAACUUUCUCUGUUUCCUAAUUGGUCUGAUAUGAAUCUGGCUUUUAUGUGUUCAGUGUCCUGUUUGCUAAAUUAUCCGUCUUUCCUUGCUAUGGCUUCUAGCUACUCCAUGUUGAUUGUUCAUACAGGAAACGGUUACAAUGGACAAUCUCGUUGGUCGUGUGUUUUGGUUCCAAAUCUGCAUCCAUGUACUUGGUAGUAGCUUCUUAUGUGUUCUUGCAUCAUGUGUUUGCCAGGAAAUCUUUAUUGUUCGUUUCUCAAUAACAUUUUGAUGUAAAGGCUGUUUGUUAAUAAUGUACGAGUUAAAUC